Messenger RNA from Adineta steineri, 729 nucleotides. The record is from the annotation of a GenBank genome assembly. Lineage: Eukaryota; Metazoa; Rotifera; Eurotatoria; Adinetida; Adinetidae.
AUGGAUACAAAAUCAGAGACUUUGCGUAAAACAAAGAAAAUUGCACUUAUCAAUGUUCGUGUAUUCGACGGACAAGUUAUUCGUGAACCUAGUACAGUAGUAAUUGAUGGUGAACUCAUCGGCGCAAACUCCGAAGGAGCUCAGGUGAUUGAUGGAAAUGGAGGCAUACUCCUACCCGGCUUGAUUGACGCUCACAUACAUCUGGAGAAUGAGGAUACUCUCCGUCAAAUGAGUAAAUUUGGCAUUACAACAGGUCUGGAUAUGGCUACAUGGCCUCCAUCCAAGCUCAACAUUUUACGGAAUCGAGUUGCAAUGACAGAUAUUCGUAGUCCUGGAGUGGCAGCUACUUCCCCUGGAAGUCUACAUAGUUGUUUAUUACCAUUUCCUGCCGACGAAUUGGUGGCCAACCCCGACGAUGCUAAAAGCUAUAUAGCAAAGCGUAUUGCCGAAGGAGUAGAUUACAUUAAGGUAGUGUGUGAUGUGCCUGGUCCCGAUCAAGCCACACUAAAUGUACUGGUUAACGAAGCUCAUAGGCACAAGAAACUGGUGAUUGCACACGCAUCUGCUUCCGUUCCAUUUGCCAUGGCUCAAGAUGCUGGAGCAGAUGUGAUAACGCAUGCACCUUGCGAUAGGGCUCUCGAUCACGAAGCUGCAUCGCGAAUGGUAGCUGAGAAACGUAUUGCUGCCCCUACAUUAGCUAUGAUGGAAGCUGUUACAAAGCCAUCUUGA